Rhipicephalus sanguineus (brown dog tick) is the source of this 2682-nucleotide messenger RNA. RefSeq names its product cullin-5-like (gene Cul5). Lineage: Eukaryota; Metazoa; Arthropoda; Arachnida; Ixodida; Ixodidae. Gene Ontology annotation, cellular component: Cul5-RING ubiquitin ligase complex; SCF ubiquitin ligase complex. The record is from RefSeq and is a predicted model, not a curated record. Gene Ontology annotation, biological process: SCF-dependent proteasomal ubiquitin-dependent protein catabolic process; protein ubiquitination. Gene Ontology annotation, molecular function: ubiquitin protein ligase binding.
ACUGCGGCGCUGUAGUCGUGCUUGCAGCUAGCAUGGCGGCUGUGAUAAAGGAGAAACCCCAGCUGCAGUUUGACGAGCGAUGGCCCAAAAUGCGGCCGACGAUAUUGAAGCUGCUUCACCAGGAUCCUAUCACGAGAGACGAAUGGCAAGGAUUGUUCUGGGACAUCCAUGCAGUGUGCCUAUGGGAUGAGCGUGGACCUUCAAAGCUCUAUGCUGCUCUUCAGGAGGACAUCCUCGAAUUCAUCAGCGUUGCACAGAGGCGUGUGCUGGAACACCAGGAGGACCAAGCCCUGCUGAAUGCGUACAUCAAGGAGUGGCGAAAGUUCUUUGUGCAAUGCAGCUACCUGCCCAUGCCCUUUGGGCAGCUGGAGACGGUGCUGGCUGGCAAGAGCCUGAAGAAGACCGAGGAGGGCCUCGUUCGUAAGCUCAUGCUCGACACCUGGAACCAGAGCAUCUUCUCAACCAUCAAGGGCCGUCUGCAAGCAAGUGCAAUGAAGUUGGUGCACGCGGAGAGGAUGGGCGAGGCCAUUGACUCUCAGUUGGUCGUUGGUGUGCGGGAGUCAUACGUGAACCUCUGCUCCAACCCGGAAGACAAGCUGCAGAUCUAUCGGGAAAACUUCGAGCGGGCCUACAUCGAAGCAACUCGGCAGUUCUACCGGGCGCAAGCACCCCAGUACCUGGAGGAGAACGGAGUCCAGAACUAUAUGAAGUACGCAGAGCAGAAGCUGAAGGAAGAGGAACAGCGUGCCGCGAAGUACCUGGAGUCACAGUCGGGGUCGGUGCCCGCGUUGACGGAGUGCUGUGUCAGCGUCCUCGUCACGGCCUUCCGGGAACCCAUCCUAGCCGAGUGCCCGGGCAUGAUUCGUGCUGGCGAGACGCUCAAACUGCAGCUCAUGUUCGGACUCGUGGACCGCGUGCCCGACGGUGUGCUGCCCAUGCUGCACGACCUUGAACAGCACGUGCUGUCCCAGGGUCUGGCCGACAUGCUCGCCUCGGCCGACAUCAUCACUCAGGACUCUGAAAAAUAUGUGGAGCAACUCUUAGACCUCUUUCAGAGGUUCAGCAAGCUAGUCAAAGAAGCAUUCAACGAUGAUCCUAGGUUCCUUACAGCACGUGAUAAAGCAUUUAAACAGGUUGUGAAUGAUACCUCUGUGUUUCGUCUCGAGCUUCCUUCCAGACAAAAAGGGGUAGCGAACAAGACGCAGCCCGAGUCAAGGUGUCCAGAGCUCUUAGCCAACUAUUGUGACAUGUUACUACGCAAGACCCCACUUAGUAAAAAGCUGACGUCUGACCAGAUCGAGGCCAAGUUAAAAGAAGUGUUACUCGUGCUACGGUAUGUUCAAAACAAGGAUGUGUUUAUGCGGUACCACAAGGCCCACCUCACAAGGAGACUCAUUUUGGACUCUUCAGCCGACAGCGAGAAGGAGGAGAACAUGGUUGAAUGGCUAAGGGAUGUAGGCAUGCCAGCAGACUAUGUGAACAAGCUAGCGAGGAUGUUCCAAGACAUUAAAGUCAGUGAAGACCUAAACCAGCAGUUCAAGCAUGCGCAUAGAAACAGCAACGAGUUGCUGGCCGAUUCGAUCAACAUAAAAAUUCUAAAUGCCGGUGCAUGGGCUCGAGGCAGCGAGCGUGUUCAGGUAUCGCUACCUCUCGAGCUGGAAGACUUCAUUCCCGAAGUGGAGGAAUUCUACCGGCGGAAGCACAGUGGGCGAAAGCUACAGUGGUAUCACCACAUGUCCAAUGGGACGAUCACCUUUUGUAAUCAAGUAGGCAAGUUUGACUUAGAUGUGACGACGUUCCAAAUGGCCGUCAUGUUUGCCUGGAACGAGCGGCCUAACGAGCGCAUCUCAUUUGAGAACCUCCUCUUAGCCACUGAACUUCCAGAUGCUGAACUUCGGCGGACGCUCUGGUCUCUGGUUGCCUUUCCCAAACUGAAACGGCAAGUUCUCUUGUGUGGGGUCGAGGCAAAGUCGCCCAAGGACUUUGACGACGGCACCCAGUUUUGGGUGAAUCAAGAAUUCGGAGUCAUAAAAAACGGAAAAGUUCAAAAGCGAGGCAAAGUCAACCUAAUAGGAAGGCUGCAGCUAUCGACGGAAAAAAGCAAAGAAGAUGAUAACGAAAGUAUAGUUCAGCUGAGAAUAUUCAGAACACAAGAAGCGAUAGUGAAAAUCAUGAAGAUGCGCAAGCGUAUCACUAACGCCCAGCUGCAGACAGAGCUGGUGGAAAUCCUGAAGAACAUGUUCCUGCCUUCGAAGAAAAUGAUCAAGGAACAGAUUGAGUGGCUGAUAGAGCACAAGUACAUGCGUAGGGACGAGGAGAACAUCAACGAGUUCAUCUACAUGGCCUGACUUAGCCACAUGCGCCGGCGUAGUGGUCUCCGAACAGUGCGCGCUCCUGUGGUGGACCGUUCAAGUGCUGGGAAGGUGUGCCCGGUUCUUUAUCCAAGCGCCGCCCACGCCCUUCCAAGUCUAGGCUUUCGGGACGAACCAUCAUUCGCGGCGGCAGUCACGUUGCCAAGGAGAAUGCUGUACAUUGAUUUUCGUGGGAAAGUUGUUUUACCCGAGAAUCUGCUUUUCUUUUUAAUCUUCGAGGAUGCAACCACCUUGGUCAUACCGUCGUUCGUUUGUAGUAGUACCGAAAUUCGACGUUGAAAGUGAGCCGACACGUAGUUUUACGUGUUUU